UACACUAAAUUGGUCGAUAAUGAGGGCAAAAAGCUCCUAGCCACAAACAAAACCUAGACAUUUCUGUGUGGCGCUUCGACCUCUCUCUCGCUCUCGCAAUCAAAGAAUUUCUUUCUGUUGUUUUAUUUUAGGAAGAAGACAUGGCUUCCAUUUAUGCAAACUUGCCUUCUCCACCGUUGUUGGUCCAUAGUAAAAGGAUCCCUUUCAGGACUCUUCAAAAGCUCCCACUUUCUACCAUUAAAGAGAGACAGAACUGUGUUGCUGUUGUCGUGAAGGCUACCGGGGAAAGCUCUGAGUCAUCAACCUCCCUCAGCAUUGUUAAGUCUGUUCAAAACAUUUGGGACGAUUCUGAAGAUAGGCUGCCCCUUGUCGGUUUGGGUUUUGCAGCACUGGUAGCUGUUUGGGCAUCAGCAAAUGUCAUCACGGCCGUUGACAAGUUGCCUGUUGUCCCAAGUGCACUAGAAUUCGUUGGCAUCCUUUAUUCUUCGUGGUUUGUAUAUCGAUAUCUUUUGCUCAAACCCAAUCGGGAAGAGCUUUUCCAGAUCAUUAAGAAGUCGGUUGGAGAUAUCUUAGGCCAGUGAAUCAUGCUUUGAAAUGUAGUCAGCCCUUCAGGCCACCAGCUCUUACGCUUCAAUGCAAGUCCAGAACGCUUAACAUCGUACCAGACCUCGUACUAGACAAUGACCAGUAAGAAAAACUCUGGGAAAUUCACACAAGAAUAGAAGGAUUGAUUAAAACGAAUCAAAGUUUUUCUACAAAAAGGGCAUGGAAAAUAGAUGGAUUGUAAUGUGAUUUACUCCUGACAAAAACGACUCUUGCAAUGAGAUUGACUAUUCCCUACUUUUAUUACAUCAGAAGGCUAUUGAAUUGAA
Molecule: messenger RNA, 872 nt
Organism: Populus trichocarpa (black cottonwood)
Lineage: Eukaryota; Viridiplantae; Streptophyta; Magnoliopsida; Malpighiales; Salicaceae
Product: protein CURVATURE THYLAKOID 1C, chloroplastic
Exons: 8
Coding region: 141-581 (146 amino acids)
Cellular component (GO): chloroplast thylakoid membrane; thylakoid
Source: RefSeq, a predicted model, not a curated record